AUGCUACCUAGAUUUCGCCUAAAAAACGAAAUCGGCAGUGGGAACUUCGGAAAGGUCUAUAGAGAGUCGUGGAACGGUGAGCUCGUUGCAGUAAAAAUACUUCGAGAUGGACUUUUCGACUCAAAUGAUACGCACGGCCAUGUUCAAAAAUUUCUCGACGAGUGCAAAAUUCUACAACGACUCAGCCACAAGAACGUUGUUCAACUGAAGGAGUUUAUCAUCACACACACUUCGCCUCCUGUGCUUAUUACCGAACUUUUGGAUUGCGAUUUGGUGAAAUACAUUGGUAGGCUUUAUCCACGCAAGAUUCCAUUUCCUGAAACAGUCUCAAUCGCUUUAGAUGUAGCAGAAGGGCUGGCUUAUUUACACCGACAAAAACCUCCGAUAGUUCAUCGAGAUUUGGCAACUAAAAAUGUACUUUUGACGAGAAAUAAACAGGCUAAGAUAGCUGACCUUGGAAUCGCUAAAUGUUUUUCUUUACAACAAAAGAUGUUUUCAUCUCCAAACUGCGGAACUCCGGCAUACGCUGCGCCAGAAACAUUCUCAACAAAACAAGCUCAAAAGGUCGUCUACGGCGUCAAGAUCGAUAUUUUUUCCUUUGGAGUUGUACUGAUGGAAGUUGUAAACAGCAGCCGUCCAGAGAUAGAACCCGACUGGCUUGAUAAAGGUUUGUAUAUAUUUUUUUGUAUCAAAGCAAGCAGUCGUCAAAACGAAAGCGAAAGGGGGUUUGCUUCCCUCGAAUAUGUUCUUUUUGCUACUCACGCAAUCCUUCCCAACGCGUGAUGAAGCCCAAAAGAGGGUCUGCGUGGGAGGCUAAAAUGGAGAGGAAGUAUUGCGUUAUUCGAUGAUACAGUGGGUCGAGUUAUGCGUUGUAACGACAUUAUUUUUUCGUCUCAGUAAAAUUUGUGCAAAAGAAGUUUGAUAUCAAACUCACUGAGGGGGUCAUACAACGUGUUCAUAUUUAUGAGGCAGAAAGAAACAGAAACAGCUCUCUGGGUAUUAUCACGUGCUCUGAGAUGGGAAAACAAAAACAUACAAGCUAAAAAGGUCUAUGGAGAAAUGGAAAAUCUGGAACGGUGAAAAGGGAUUCUCUAAAAUGGGGAAUCUCUGAAAGCGGGAAUCUAUAACGAGAGUAACCUCCCACUCCGACUUUCUUUUGUGUGAUGAGUAAAAAAGAGGCUAUAAAAAGGGGGAAAUCUCUGAAUUAAGAAUCUCUAUAAGGGCGAGUCCUAGAAACAGGGAACCUUUAAGAUCUAAAAGACAGAAUCCCAUAAUGCAAAAUAAUGAAGUUCCAAUCAGGCCCCAGUUGUUCAAAAGGUGGAUGUCGUGUCUUUACGUAUUUAACCAAGGAUGAUUCGAAUUUAACCAGGAUUUAACCAAUAACGCACGCCAUUGCUAACUCGUGCACACGUGUUUAUUCUACUCAUCAUAACAGUCACUGAGCGCAUGGUCGAUCAUAAAAAAAUGGGGGUUGGGGACGGGAGACCUAAAUAUUUACAGAAAGGCAAAAAACGGGGUCAAAUAGGAAAAAAUGUCGACGAGCGAAGCGAGCCGAGCGGUUUCCUUGGGAGGGGGAAAGGGCGGGGUAGACUUGUAAUUCUUUAUUGUACGGCCUACCAUCCUAUCUUAUUCGGAAGCUUCAACAUGUUCAAAAUUCUGCUGCUCGCCUUGUCAACCAGUGUCCAAGAUUUUGCCAUAUUACUCCAGUCCUGAUGGAUCUUCACUGGCUCCCUGUCUUCUUUCGUAUCGAAUUUAAAAUUAUGUUAAUUACUUACAAAGUACUACGUGAUCGAGCUCCAAUCUAUAUACAGGAACUCCUUCAAUUGUAUACACCCAGCCGCAAUCUUAGAUCCUCUAACAGAAAUUUAUUAGUUAAACCCUAUUUUAAUCUCAAUUCGUAUGGUAAACGAGCUUUUUCUGUUGCUGCUCCGGAACUUUGGAAUAACUUACCUGAGGAUAUUAAAUCUGCAAACUCAAUUGAUGAUUUUAAACGCAAACUUAAAACAUUUCUUUUUAGGCGAGCUUAUGAAUCGUGACGUUUUUAUUUGUUAUCUGAUUUUUUAUCUAUUGUGUACAUUUAUCUAUUUUGUAGUUAGCGUCUAGUUUUAAUGUCAAUUUCUUGCGAUUAUUUUUACUUUUUACUUCUAUCUAAUUUUUUGUAAACAGCGCCUCUGAAUCUUGUAGAAAAGGCGCAAUAUAAAUGGAUUAUUAUUAUUUUAUUGAAGACAUGCCUUUGAUGCCGCCGUUCCAUGAUAUCAGAUUCUCUGAUUGGUCAAAUGUCUUCAAUGUUCAUGUUGACAGACUUUCGGUGCUGUUGACAGUAUCGCACUCUUUCAAUGGUCAGCUUCUACAAUUCGGAAAGUUUGAAAACACGGAUUUCGAGCAAGCAAUACAAAUUUCUUUGCGAGACUUUUCGCUUAUUCCUCGGCUCCAAGAAGAGCAAAAAAAUAUGCCUGUGAUCUGUUGCAAAAAGAAAAAGAAGCAUAUGUUCUCUCCUGUGGUAAACGUUGCCUGUAUCGCGGACGCUCUAAACCUUCUGUAUAGAGCUUCUCCGAAAUUGCCUGGACCUGAAUAGCUACAUGUGUGUAGUUCUUUUUUUGGCCGUGAAUAUCAUGAUUUCCUGAUUUGUUUUGACGUUAGAACUGUCGGCUAGAUUGCAGAAUACGCGGCAGUGCAUCUGUGUGCAGCGAUUAGAAGACGCUGGAAAAUUAGUCGACAAAUUUUAUAAGCAAGUUCUGGCCUUGAAGGAAUUCUCUCAAAACAUUUUUUUGUUCAGAAGAAGGCUUUAAAGUUCGAAUUGCUCUUUCAUUGUUUACGGUAAACGAUCCUUGCCAACUCCCGUCUGUGAAUUUUAACGUCCAGUCACUACGCCCAACCGUCACACACCCGUUAGAAUUAGGGGUGGACCAUUUGAUUUUUGAUGGGGGGGGGUUGCAGGAUUUUUAGACUGCUAGAUAUUUUUUUUUAUUGCUCCAGCCCUGCAGGAUUUUUUUUUUAAUCUCCCUGUCCUUGCAUGAUAUUUUUUUUAAUGGAAAUUUAAAACACAAAUUUUGAAGUUUAAAACACAAAUUUUGAAGUUUUUAAACUUAACUUGACCAUCACCAGCCACUCAAAAUUCACCCUUUAGGCUAUUAAAAACCACCUUUACACGCAAUGCAUUUUUAAGUUUACAUCUUUCUUUCAAAGUAAUAAAGAGUUUCAUUUUUAUUCAGUGUACAAAGAAAUGCAUCUCCACUAACCUGCGGCUAGUUGAUUUCCCUGUCAGGCUAGUGGAUGUUAUAUGCAUCACUCUCUGUACUUGCCCAACAGAUCACUUGCCCACUGAACAAGUGAACCUUUUUUUCUUUCUAAUUACGUAAUGCUACUGAGAAAAGCUUUCAAACUUGCGUGUAAUGGUUCCAACUUGUCCAAAGGGCGAGCUGGAAAUUCCAUCUUAUUUGAAUCCUGUUUUUUGCUUUCAAAGCAAGAGAGAGGGACUUCAAAGAAGGAGAAAUUGCACCGUAAUCUGGCUUCUCAAUAUACGCAUUUAAUAUUUGGAGUUAUCUAGAGUUUAAAAAAAAAGGAGGGUUCAAGAAAUGGGGACCUCACUGUAGAUUUUACCAGUUUAGACGAAUUUCGAGUGGACGUAGAAGCAGCUGGAGGGGAUAUAACCUGCAGGUGUUGUCAAUGGUCCUUUUUGAAGGCCGGUACCAGGACAGUUCCGUUCCCACAGCCCAUCGAUAUCAUAGGAGUACCAGGCUUGAUCACCCCUCUUCACUGCUCCACGAUAAUGCUGGCUAUUAUAAAACGUCAUUCUCAUCAAACUAAAUCUUGAGAAAAGGAAAAGAGAAAAUCAUUGCUGAUAUUUUUAGCAAUAUGAUGUAGUACAUACAUGUACAUCUGCGACUUAAGAUAAAAGCAGAAAGGGAGUGUUAUCCCAUUGAAUAUGCUUAAUAUAUCAAAGUAUUCCAUCAGAAUAUACAUACCUUUCUCCUUUCAUCAGCACAAAGAAAGGAAUCUGAGAGGCAUCUGUGAUGAUGCCCCUCUGAGCGAAGUAUUCACUUGAAAUUGGUAGAAAAAGAGGGACGCCAACCACAAACUGUCUCUUUGUAAAGGACCUCUUUCCCCCUUCUUCUGGCUGCUCUGCAAAGCCACUACCGGAAGUCCACAUUUAAUGCACUAGCUCUUCAAAUCUGACAAAUCUGAUUGCCUGAAAACUGCAGAAUGAGUGCUCUGCACAUGCUCAAAAAUUGGGACUAGCCAGGGGUAUCAAUUCCAGGUGCUGACCAAAAGGAUUGCACCCUCUGGAGAUGAGAAUGUUGCAAAUAGCUAUUAAAGCUUUGCACCUUACAUUUAAAUUUGGCUAGAUAUGCAGAUGUACAGGAUGUUGAAGACAACCUUGUUCAUUAAUAUAAAGAAAAUUUUAAACUGUUAUUAUUCUUAAGGCUCAAUUGUUCUUGAUGGAUAAAUAUAGACAAUUUCUGCCAGCUUGUGGUUUAUUAAAGACAUUGUUAAAUAAACAUUUGUCACUACAGUUGUCAAUAGGUGAGAAAAUCAGAUUGGUAGUUGACCCCUUUGAAUCAUCUUUUAUAUAGGUACAUGAUCUAUAAAACUACAAUAUUUCAAUGCCUAAAUAAUUAAAACAAUUACGUUUUAAUUUAUGUGCUACAGACUGUUUACUAUUAUUUUCUUGGCUUGAAAAUAGGCAAUGAACACUAAAGUAAUAGAACUCUGCAAAAACACGAAUGACCCAGAGGGAAAAAAUGCUCUUCGAUCUAUUUGAUCGUCUUUUGUCUCGUGCACAUAUCCAGCGCAUCCGUUUCACAUUCUUUGUAUAUUUUGAACCCUGCACAAAUUCAACGUGGCCUGCCUUUACUCUUGUUUGUCUCAUUUCCUUUUCUAUAAAGUAAAUCUUAUUUUAUUACAAAAAUACCUGCACGUGACAACUCUUAGGGUGGGAAUCUGAAUGCAUGAAUAUCUUUGAAUCAUAAUAUCCUUCUAGAUCAGAGGGUUCACUUUAAUAGGAAAUCUAAUUGGUAAAUCAUGCGUCGCGCUUGCAAAAUACUAAUUCACGCAUCAAAAAAUGUGAUGCCCAGUCCUGUAUCAUGUGACUCACAGCUACUUUUGGGGCCGUCACGCAUCACGCAAAAUCCUUUGCCACGCCCAGGUUAAGGUUGCUCGAUUUUUUUUUCCUUCUUAAGAAUUCUGCAAGAAAUUUUUUUUUAACCAGAAACAUAUGCUCGAUAUUUUUUUUGGGAUUUGCACACACCCCGCCCCCCCCAUCAAAAAUCAAAUGGUCCACCCCUUAGGCCAAUCGUGAGGCGCAUAAGAAACCAGUAAGAAGCCCGCCUAUCACAUGCUAUCAGAAACGCUUACAUAUGUCCUUGCGACUCUGCAGGAUAUUAGAAGGAGCUUUUGUGCACUAAUUCGCAGACGGAUUAUACAAAUGGUUUAGACGAGUGCAUGGGCCGGCUGCAACGCACAGCUGAACGCAGGCAAUGCGGAUAAACUACGGUCACCUCUACAAAGCGAUAAGCUUAUAAACCGACGUUCAAAAGGUACAGGAUUUUGAGCAGACAUACCUUAUAAAAAAGACAACAAGUUCAACAGGAAUACAUUCAAACUGAAUAGUCUGUCGCAUAAGGUGCUAAAGUUAGACAUUUUUCCUCCGCGGAAUAUUAACUCUACCAAUAGCGAUAUUUCGUCUCGUACAUUAUAAGAAGCUAUGUCGACAAGAUUAUGACGCGAACUGCGAACUUGAGGGAUCUCCUUGAGAAUCUAUUCGACUGUUCUUCCCCGAUCGCACGCGGCGCAUUUUCCUCGGAAACGUCUUUAUUUCUCUUCGCGGAAGGCUCGUGUUACUCCAUUUGGCGAUCGAAGUUAAAUCCCCCUCCCCUUUUCCCUUCCUCCCUAUCCCCUACCCCCUUCCCCUUUCGACGCCUGCUGCGCAGGCUAAUAUUUUUUUACAAAAGCGACAUAAUAGGGCCAUUUAUACGAGGAAAAAUAAGACGCGUCUUACAUAAGACGCGUCUUAAAUAAGACGCGAACUUUCCGUAUAAACGGCACAUUUCGUCUAAAAUAAGACGCGGCUUUGCUAAGACACGUCUUAUUAGAUAAGACAUGCUCGUAUAAAUGGUACAGUUCGCGUCUUAUUUAAGACGCGUCUUAUUUUUCGUCGUAUAAAUGGCCCUUAUAAGCUCACGCUGACAUCCGUGAUGAGAACUUGACGUGUUAACAUUUCAAUGACAAGUUAAUUGCUGGAGGACUGGUCAAUAUUUCUCAAACUUAUGAAAUAAACGAUGAUACUUCUUUUGCAUUCGUAAAUGGUUAGAAAAUUAUGAAGAACUCAACCAGCCAAAACGUCCAUUCUACAGUCAACCAAAAACGGCAUUGAUUAUAAAUCUCGUGUGGUCGUCGUAAUUCAUAUCAGCUGCUUCUUUUUCUGCGCUGUUUAAGACAUUUUCUUAGUGUUUCAACCUCUUUAGAAGGUUCGUAUCGCGUGGUACUCGUCGAAGCUUCGUUUUCCGUGUUAUUCUGCUCCGUAGCUGAAUUCCUUGCGUCCGAACCGUUCCUGGGAAAGGGUGCAUGGGUCGGAGGUCUCCCUUCUUAGCUCCCUGUGCGCGCAUCAGUCCAUUUUCGUAACCUAUGGUUUCUCGUCCUCAACACGAGUAAAGAUUGGCUAAGAACGUAUCUGAUUUUGCUUUUUAAAUAACAGAUGGUCAACGUAUUCCAGAAAAAAUGCGUCGCAAGGGGGACAUCAGUAAGAUGGGUGACCACAAAUUGAGCAGACUCGUGCUAAAUUGUAUUGAAGACCACAGCGACCAGAGACCAAACGCCGAGGAAGUUGUCAACUGUCUUCAAAGAGAGCUGUCAAAACAUCAGAAAAGGGAGGAAAUUUUUCGACGAUCAAAGCCUCACUCGCCUCCAAAGUUAAAAGUUAUAGCCCUUGGAGCCUCUAGUACCGGAAAGACUUGUGUUAUCAAGCGAUUUGCAUGUAGCAGCUACCCUCAGAAAGAGUGCGAAACCGAAAUCUCUACCGUUGGCCAAGAAUUAUACUUCAAAGACAUCAGUUUGGGUGGUAAGGACUACCGUUUGCAGAUUAUUGACACCGCGGGACAAGAAAAGUUUCAUAGUAUUCCUCCAAGUUUCGCACGGAACGUAGAAGGCAUCUUGCUCGUGUUCGACAUACAAAGAAGAGAUUCUUUGUUAGUAGGCAUCCCAAAGAUGCUAAAGCUCCUUGACGCUGACAAAGCCGAUACCACGAGCAUUAUUUUGGUGGGAAACAAAGUUGAUGAAAAAGUUCGUCAAGUUACCAGAUUAGAGGCGGAGCAAUAUGCCAGAAAACUUCAAGUGCAAUAUAUCGAAACGAGCGCAAAAACUGGCGAAAACGUCCAAAAAUUGUUUGAAGAGAUGACAAGACAGAUCUAUGAGACGCUGGACUUGUCAGACAUAGACGUUUUCGUUCCAAGUGCAGAUGACGACCGUAUACAUCUCCAAGAUGAUGCACCUCGUAAUAAAAACAUCUGUGAAAAAAUGCGUGACUGGAUGUGUGGGUGA
Molecule: messenger RNA, 7536 nt
Organism: Porites evermanni
Lineage: Eukaryota; Metazoa; Cnidaria; Anthozoa; Scleractinia; Poritidae
Source: the annotation of a GenBank genome assembly